GUUUAAGAACUGUGUGUACACUAACCGCAUGUUUCGUCCAUGCCAACACCUCGAUUCUUUUUUGGCCGUAUUUUAUUUUUUCUCCAUGUUUGCUCGAGCAGGAUGUCUAUCCAGAGUGGCAUGGACCGGCUGCCGAAGAAUGGGGAAUUUUACAUCGUCCACACCUCUGUCCAGCACAUCCUGUGUUCAGUAUGUCCGGGAGAUUGUGUCACAGAACUGUGUUGUGAUAUUUUCUAAGACCACCUGUCCUUAUUGCAAAAUGGCCAAGAAUGUGUUCAAUGAAAUUGGUGCAACCUACAAAGUGAUUGAACUGGAUGAGCACAAUGACGGGAGGAGACUUCAAGAGGCCUUAGCUCAGAUGACCGGUGCCAGAACGGUGCCGAGAGUAUUCAUUAACGGAAACUGCAUCGGGGGUGGCUCUGAUACCAAACAACUCCAUCAGCAGGGAAGGUUGCUGCCCCUGAUCAAACAGUGUGGUCCCUGCUGCGCAGAGAGCAGCUCCGACGGCUCGGGCAGCGGACAGUCGGCUAAAUGACUAACCGUUCUUGUAGCUAUUUUCAAUCCUGUAUUUAUUAAAUGUUUACUUGAUCUCGUGCUACAAGUUGAACAUUGCUUCAGCACGAUUAUGUUAUACAUUUAUCAAAGUGCAUUGGAUACUUGACGUUAGGCUACACAUUUUCAUCCAGUGACGUAAAGUCUUAUUGUUAUUAUUAAAGCUGCCAUCUUUUAAACAAAACCUGUGAAUACUGGAACUAGUUCUCAUCUUUAUGGUUGUUUUUAUUGAACAAUAUUACAGUCGAAACAAAAAGUAUGAUCUCUCUCAGCAUCACGCAUCAUUAAAAUGUGAACAUCAUUGGGCUGUGACAUUGACAGUUUGAUUUAAUACUCAUCUUCACUGAGUUUUUUGAGGUUAUUCUUCAUAUGUUUAAGAUUAAAAUAAUUACAGAUUUGUCUUUGUCAUUUUUUACUUGGCUGUUCGAAGUAUUUUCUAUGUCAAUGUAUCUGAGAUUUAGCAGAAGCUUUUGUUUCUCUCUGAAUGUCUUUGAUAUUCGGUACAUGGUUGGUUUACCAAAGUGUAUGAAUAGCCAAAUGUAUAAUGAUGCAGGUCAGUGUUAUGAAUAUGAAGAUUAAUGGGCGUAUUUAUAACAACCACUCUUAAAUGUUUUCUUAAUGCCUAAAUGUGUAUUUAUGAUUAUAAAUAAAUAUGAAUGAAAGUCUA
Cottoperca gobio is the source of this 1219-nucleotide messenger RNA. It is a transcript of the gene glrx2, whose product is annotated as glutaredoxin 2. The record is from RefSeq and is a predicted model, not a curated record. The transcript is spliced from 4 exons. NCBI's taxonomy places the organism in Eukaryota, Metazoa, Chordata, Actinopteri, Perciformes, Bovichtidae. Bases 29 to 535 code for a protein of 168 amino acids. Gene Ontology annotation, molecular function: protein-disulfide reductase activity. Gene Ontology annotation, cellular component: mitochondrion.